GAAUCAUACCAUGAUUUAAAUAAUAAAAUACGUCGUCAAUACUUCUUCUUAUUGUGUAAUUCUGGUCAUGCUAUAAUCGUACGAUCCGCUCAAGAAGACCUCAGGUGCUUGUGAACAAAAAUAGAAACGCGUCAGCGUGUCAAAUAACGAACAACGAAGUCCACUGAAGUACUCGAGUAGAAUACACGAGCGCGCUAAAUCUCACAGCUGCUGUGUAUAAAUACUGCUUUGCUGUACGUUGAGCUGAAGACUUUUCACCUACAUAUCAAUAUUUCUAGGUAGCCACAAGUAGUGCACUAUCCACAUAUCACACACACACACCUACACACCAGAGUGACUUCUCAUAGCCUAUAUAAUUUAUGUAUCUAGACGUACUCAGUUUGUGCUACAGGAACGAUGUGCUACGCAGAAUCUGGUAGAAGCAAGCCAGAUGCGGGAUCGUCGUCUAAGAACGGCAUGACAGGCUCUGCUGCUCGAUUUGUUCAAUCAAUUGUCGACUCCAUGUCUUGCGCACUGAACCGAUGGAUAGAGUACAUGCUAACGUACCAUAGGUCUAUCUUUGCUUGUCUGGUGCUGCUGCCAAUGUCGCUUGUGUACGAUGCGGUCUCCUAUGUGCGCAGCUCCAUUGUGUUUAAGAUGAAGUCUGCGCCCGCCCAUCACGCAGCUCGUGUGGCCCAUGUACAGAAACAAGUUAAAGACUGGAACGCUGACGGUCGCAGGCGCCCAAUGUGUACCGCCAGAGCUGGAUGGAAAACGAUCUCUCUGAGGAUUGGCACAUACAAGGAGACCAUGAGCAACAUCAACGUGGACCUUUACGAUGUGCUCGAAGUGGAUCAGAAGGCGCGGACGGUGAGAGUUGAACCGCUAGCCACCAUGGGCCAAAUCACGUCACUGAUCCUUCCCACUGGCUGGACUCUAGCCCUCACGCCCGAAUUGGACGAUCUCACAGUAGGAGGGCUCAUUGCUGGCUUUGGGGUGGAAACUUCAUCACACAAGCACGGCCUCUUUCAACACAUUGUGAAGAGCAUUGAACUGGUUACUGCAGAUGGAGAAGUGGUGAAUUGCAGUGCGACCGAGAACCCGGAGCUAUUCUACAGCAUUCCGUGGUCGUACGGUACACUCGGUUUCAUCGUGUCUGCCCAGUUGAAACUUGUGCCUACGAAGAAAUACGCACACAUCACGUACACACCAUGCCACACGCAACAAGACUACACAAAGAUUUUCGAAGCGGCAGCGAGAAACAUGGACAAUGACUUUGUUGAAUGUCUUGUCUACUCACAAAACGAGGCAGUGGUCAUGACUGGCGUGAUGACUGACCAUGUGGUGCAAGCCAAGCGCAAUGCAAUCGGUAACUAUUAUAAGCCUUGGUUCUACAAGCAUGUCGAGCAGUUCCUCACCAUAGGACCUUCAAACGAGUACAUCCCGCUACGAGACUACUACCACCGCCAUUCUCGCUCGAUAUUCUGGGAAUUAUCGGAUAUCAUUCCGUUCGGCAAUGAACCCAUAUUCCGCUACCUGUUCGGUUGGGCGGUGCCUCCCAAAGUGUCGCUUCUGAAACUCACCCAGAUAGAAGCCACCCGCAAGCUCUACGAGUUACAUCAUGUUGUGCAGGACAUGCUGGUGCCCAUCAGCUCCACUGCCGAGUGCGUGAAUAUAUUCCAUGACGAGUUCGAUCUAUAUCCGCUCUGGCUGUGCCCGAUGCAGCUACCAAGCGCUUCCCACGCCAAGUACGGCGGGUUCUUAAAGCCUGCGAUCGUUGAUGGCAAGCCCGAGGAGAUGUUUGUCGACAUUGGCGCGUAUGGAAAUCCCGCUAAUAAAGGCUUCGUAGCCGCCGAGUCGAUGAAACGUGUGGAAGCACAUGUGCGCCGUCUUCAAGGUUUCCAAGCACUCUAUGCCGAUUGUUACAUGACUGAGCAAGAGUUUGAGCAGAUGUUUGACCACACCACAUAUAAAAAGCUGCGGAAGCAGUAUCGCUGCGAGGACGCUUUCCCAACAGUCUACGGCAAAAUCAACCGAAGCGCGCGGAAAUGAAGUGGAAAGAACCGGUGCUCGUCCGUAUAUACCCCUUCUGUGUAUUUGGCGGUUACGUCGUUGUUGCUGUACUUUCAUUGCUCUGCGGUGUUUGCGAUUGACGAGCAGUAGUCGAGAGCGGUGAAGUCUUUUGGUCGCUCUUGGCCCCAAUAUCUUAUUAAAUAGUAUCACAUAAUAGAA
Messenger RNA from Sphaeroforma arctica JP610, 2211 nucleotides. RefSeq lists its product as hypothetical. Lineage: Eukaryota; Ichthyosporea; Ichthyophonida. The coding region runs from base 397 to 2031 and encodes 544 amino acids. Gene Ontology annotation, biological process: steroid metabolic process. The transcript has 13 exons. Gene Ontology annotation, molecular function: FAD binding; Delta24(24-1) sterol reductase activity. The record is from RefSeq and is a predicted model, not a curated record. Gene Ontology annotation, cellular component: membrane; cytoplasm.